This is a messenger RNA of Sinocyclocheilus anshuiensis, 1428 nucleotides long. Its product is annotated as vesicular inhibitory amino acid transporter. Gene Ontology annotation, biological process: amino acid transmembrane transport. The transcript has 3 exons. The record is from RefSeq and is a predicted model, not a curated record. Gene Ontology annotation, cellular component: vacuolar membrane. Lineage: Eukaryota; Metazoa; Chordata; Actinopteri; Cypriniformes; Cyprinidae. Gene Ontology annotation, molecular function: L-amino acid transmembrane transporter activity. Bases 1 to 1428 code for a protein of 475 amino acids.
AUGUCACAUUUUCAGCUUUCUUGGGUGAAGACCUGUGCGGAGUCUCUCUGGAUGAAAUGCUUCCAUGCGGGUGCUGAGGAGAACCAAGGUCUGGUGGUGAGGGAUGAGCUGGCUCACACGUAUGGAGACGUUUGCAGGUGUGACUCUCAGGCUUCCAAUCCUGAAAGUCCGGCUGCAUUUCGCUCAGACAGUUCCUGUGAGGACGGCGCUCACAGCACACGGCCGAAAAUCACAACUUGGGAGGCGGGUUGGAAUGUCACCAAUGCCAUACAGGGUAUCUUUGUGCUGGGUCUGCCCUACGCCCUGCUGCAGAGUGGGUACAUGGGUCUGCUGUUGCUGGUGUUAGCCGCACUCAUCUGUAGCUACACUGGAAAGAUCCUGGUGUCCUGCCUAUAUGAAGAGGACGAGAAUGGCCACUCGGUUCGCGUCAGACGCACCUAUGAGGACAUCGCUACUGCCUGCUGCAGACACAUCUGCCCUUACAUCGGGGGCAAGGUGGUGAACGCCGCGCAGGUGGUGGAACUGGUGAUGACGUGCAUCCUAUACUUGGUUGUCAGUAGUAACCUGAUGUGCCACAGCCUGUUUUUCCUGCCUCUGACCCCGGCGGCCUGCUCCGCCAUCACCUUUUUCAUCCUGGUGCCCUGCAUGCUGAUCCGUGACCUGCGGGUGCUGUCGCAUCUGAGCCUCUUCUGCUCGCUGGCUCAGUUCUUCAUCACCUUCAUUGUGAUUGGCUACUGCCUCCGUCAGUCGUCGCAGUGGGCCAGUAGGAGGUUGAGUGCGGUAAUGGUGGACUUUGAUGGCUUCCAGGUUGCAGUGGGGGUGAUUAUAUUUAGCUACACAUCACAGAUUUAUCUGCCUACGUUGGAGGAGAGCAUGACCGACAGGCUAGACUUCAACAGCAUGAUAGACUGGACUCACAUUCUGGCCUGCGUACUGAAAACAGCGUUAUCUGUGGUGGCCUUCCUCACAUGGGGAGAGGAAACCAAAGAGGUGAUAACAGAUAACCUGCCCACCGCUUUGCGGAUGGUGGUGAACCUGUGUCUGCUGGCAAAGGCUCUCCUCUCGUACCCUCUGCCAUUCUACGCCGCAGCAGAGAUACUGCAGACAGGCGUCCUGAAACUCAACUCAUCUGCAGAAGGAUCAGAGCGGGGGACGCUGCUCCUGCGUGGAUCUCUCCUCUUCCUCACCCUCAUCAUGGCACUGUGCGUGCCUCAUUUCUCUCUCCUCAUGGGCCUCACAGGCAGCGUGACCGGGGCGGCCAUGACGCUUCUGCUCCCAGCGCUCUUCCACCUGCAGCUGAAAUGGACUCAGCUGGGCGUGAGCCGCAGGAUUCUGGACCUGCUGAUAUUACUGCUGGGCUGUUUCUGCAGCAUCUCCGGGGUUAUAUGUUCCAUCAAAGGAAUGAUAACAGCCUUUGAGGACAAAUAG